Apodemus sylvaticus (European woodmouse) is the source of this 3874-nucleotide messenger RNA. RefSeq names its product UL16-binding protein 1-like. The record is from RefSeq and is a predicted model, not a curated record. NCBI's taxonomy places the organism in Eukaryota, Metazoa, Chordata, Mammalia, Rodentia, Muridae. Gene Ontology annotation, biological process: antigen processing and presentation of endogenous peptide antigen via MHC class Ib; immune response; antigen processing and presentation of endogenous peptide antigen via MHC class I via ER pathway, TAP-independent. The transcript has 7 exons. Bases 248 to 1186 code for a protein of 312 amino acids. Gene Ontology annotation, cellular component: external side of plasma membrane.
CUCCACCCUGCAAAGCACUGAGACUAGAUACAAGAGCAGGGCUACACCUCAGUCCACAGGGCACAGGGACCAGCCUGCAGGGGCUACAGUUUUCACUACAGCAAGGAGGAGGCAUUGCCCUGAACUCAUAGCCAAGUUUUAAAACCUUUCUGAGGUCCGGACCAUCAGCAGAAUAUGACCAAGGCUUUCCCUCCCUUUCAGACAGUUAAAGUCAUGCCUUUGGGCACUAGGGUCCAGAGAAGGAGCUAUGGAGCUGGCUGCUGCUGCCAAGGUCCUUUUCUGCCACUUGGUCCUGCUGUGCCUGCUGUCUGUCUGUCUGUGUUCAGGGAAACAAGAGGCUGCCUCUCUUUGCAACAGCUUCAACGUUGUCAAGUCAGAGUCUGGACAUUGGAGAAAUGAAGUCCAAGGCCUACUGAACAGACAGACUUUUUUUCUCUACAAGGAUAACAAGUGUCAUGCCAUUGGUGCUCAUGGGAACAGCCUGAAUGCCACAAAGAUCUGUGAAAAACAGGUUGACACACUGAAACAUGGAGGUGACAUUUUCAAAGGGAUGCUGCUUCAGUUGUGGGGGGAAUUUAACACAAUCAGAGCCAAUCUCUUUUCAGUGGGCACAGAGCCUCACACUCUGCAGGCUGACAUCUGUUGUCAGUAUGAAGGAGACAACCGUUUCAGGGGAUCCAGUGUUGUUAGCCUCAAUGGAAAGAAUAUGCUCCAUGUUGACACAAGUACUGGAAACUGGACUGAACUGGAUCCCAGAUUCAAGAAGAUGAUGGCUAUGUGGAAGAAAGACAGGGAUAUAGCUGCCUUCUUAGACAAGACUUCACGGGGUUACUGCAGGACCUGCCUUGAGGAGCUCAAGUCACACUGGAAAGACCAUCCGGAGCCUACAGAAAAAACAAUAAAGACCGUGGAUAGGAUCCAGCAUACAUCUGACAAUGCCUUGGUUAUUAUUGGAUCCACAUUAGCAGCAAUGUUGUUUAUGGGAUUGAUCAUCUCAGGAUCCUGUUAUGUAUCAAGAAGACACUUACAUGAAAGAAAGAUGGAUGUGCAGUCCUCAUCACCAUCUCUGUUGGGUGACUCUUUGACAUUGCCCGAGACGAGUUCAGCAAAUGAAGCAGAUGAAUUUCCUACAGCAUCUCAGAAUUCUGUGCUGUUGACUUUGGACCACACAGAUGGGAACCCAUGAGACUGAUGGCUGACAGAGCCUCACACACCAGGGCAUCAGAGUGCACUAGGCCUUUGCCAUCAGGGGCUUCCUCUUGCUCUGUCUCUUUCCUUUCUCAUGCUUCCAUGAUAGCACUGUGGAGAUCUGGCAGGGCCUGGCUCUAAAUAACUCCUCACAAUGGCUUGCCCUGAGUGACUCCAUUUUAUGAAAGCACUUUGCUCACUUCUGAGUGUAAUGCAGACCUUGGAGGACAUGGAACCUCACUUUAAACACAGACAUGUCAGUCAAGUACCAUCCAUGAUGCAGAUGUUGAUAAUUAACUUAAUCCCAAAAGUAAAAAUAUGCUUCCCAUGAACUUAUCAAAAUAGGUUUGAAGUUGUGAACACAUGUGCAUCUCAGAUCAUCUCAGAGAAGCAGGUCUGAGGAUAUCUCACCCUCACCUGGACUCCUAAAGAGGUGAAGUCCCUUGCCAUGAUUAUGGCCCCUACAAACUUGCCCUCUGGCUAUUUGUGUGGUCAGGAGCCUGCUCGCAGAAAACUCCUGAAAAUCUUCAGGCUUCAGCUCCAUCCACAUUGCUAAUGCCUCCUGCUUGAAUCACUGGCUGACAGUUCAUCUGCUGCUCCAUGCUAAUGUGGGUCUGCAUCUCACCUGCUGGAUCCUGGGGUCCUGCACCUCUCCUCUGCAGUUCACUCAGUCCUGAGGCCUGGUGCAGCCCUGCAGCCCUGCAGCUCUCCACUGCCUUCCUUAACAGCUCUCUAUCCACCUGCAUGGAGCCUGUCUGCGGGACUAGGAUCCUCUGUCUCUGCCUCCAGUCUGGUCUUUGUGAACUCUAAUGGCAACUGGUUCACUCUUUAAUGCAGUUCUGUGAUCUAAGUACAUAUGAUAACUCAGUGGUAUACAAUGUGUGAUCUGAGAGUUUAUCUAGUAAUUGAGACGGAAGUAAGAGCAAGAGCUUGACCAGGAGACAGUAGUCAAAGAUAAUUAGGAUUACUUGCUAAUUACAUCCUGUGAAUUGGAUGAAGAUGGUAAGUUCCCAUAUAUAUGUGAGCACCAGUUUUCCUGGAAUAGGUCACUGAUUCAGGAUUUUACUCACAAUAUUUUCUAGUGAGUAAAUAGUACAUUUGCAAAGAAAUUCAAAAUACCCUAUCUUUUUUUAAAUAAAUGAAAUGUUUGGUGAUAGGAAGAAAAUUCAGCAUCCCUACUAAACCCUGGUCAACAUAGACUAAGUUUACUCCACUGACCCAGUUCCUAACUCACCACAACAUUGUAGCCUCACACUGUUCAGGGUGAGAUCUAAACAAGGUGAUAGGAACAGGGGAGCCGUCCAUCAGCCUCUCACAGGGAGUGGGUUAUCAAAAAUAAAUAAUAAAGGCUAAAAAGAAGUGAGGAAACCUCAGAUCACACAUCUAUGAUUAUUCAUGUAUAAGAUGGCUAUAAAACUAUACUAUCCUAUGAAUUUAUACCAUACAAAAGAAAACUAAGAGAAAUGUCUGCUUGAGUAAGAAAGAUGAGUUAUAUAGUAAGUAAAAGACGAUUUCUCGAAUGGUGCGAUCUGUAGGGACCCACAGUGCCCAGAGUUCGUGUUAGGAACAGGUGACACUAACAGUCCUCAACUAAUAACUGCCAUGCCAGGAACUCCCAGGGGGAUUUGGCAUAUGCACAGAAAUGUCACAUUUAGUGACCCAUAAUGAUACAAACGUUUUAGUGAUGAACAAAGGAACAAAGACACUGCUCACUCAUAUAGUGCUUGCCUCUCCCAAGCAUGAGAACCUGAGUUCCCUCCUCAGAACCCAUGCACACUGCAAUGACACAUGUUUGUAAUUACAGUACAGGGGAUAUAUAGAGAGAAGUGCAUCUCUGAGACUUCCUCCUCAGCUGGAAUAGUUGAAUUGGUGAGUUUCAGUACAAAGUGACUCAAAGCACAGUGUGCAUGGCAUCUGGAGGAGUGACAUGGAAAGGAAAUUUGUAAUCUCCAUACAUAUACAAACAAGCAUGCACACAUGUUUAUAUACACACAUGCGCGAAAAGGAUAGACAGCUAGUGACUUCCCAAGAGGAAAUAUUCCUGAGCGGAAUAUGGGAACUUUUAGUACUAAUUCCGAGAUAUUACCUGGCCUUCUUUCUGUCCAUAUUUGUGUUUGUAUUUGGAUACGAGGGAAACAGCUCUUGUCUUCUUAGAUAAUAAGUUUCGUAGAACAAUUAUUCAACCACUGGCGUGAGGCGUGAGGAUUGGUUAGAUACACACUCUAAUUUCACGAGAUAUAUUGAGGAACUGAGUCAGAUUCCAAGCACUAGAUUCUGGUUAUUAUAAAAGAAUAUUUCCAUUGAGGUUUGGUCUGUCCCUAUUGUAUUAUAACAUUAAUUCUGUAUUGGACGGUCUAAGCCUAUGACUGACUUCUCACAUUUACACUCUUUUGUUGUGCAAACUUUGUACCUUGAUUUAUAGCUAUCCAUUAAAUAAAACUGGCUUUAACCAGUUACUGGAGGGUUUAUAGGUAGAUUGUUUUGUGGUGAGCUGGGAAGAGGAUAUGGAAGAAGGAGAAAGAGGAGGGAGAGGAAGCCUACAUGAGGAGAGCUUCAGAAAAGCCCGUGUCCAGGAGAAACAGCAAGUGUCUGGGUUACACCACUGGAGAGGUAGCCAGGCCAGCAGUUAGAAGAGUAGAUUAGGGGUUAACCUCCAGUAAUUGUCGAAGCCAAAUAAAAAAUGGCA